GACCAGAGUCAGUAGUCUCUUUUUAUACGCCAAACGCGGAUUCAAACACUCUUCAUUCUUUUCUUUUUCUCCUCUCUUGAAAAUCUUCUUCCAAGAACCAUCAAGAAACUUGUAUCUAUUUUGUAUCUAUAGCUCUUUAAAGAGUGCUUAAAAGGGUCUAUUUUGAGCUAGAAUCAUGUGUAUGAUAAUGUUGAAAUCCAAGAAUAAAGAGAGCAAGAACAAGAAGCAAUGCUAUAUAUCAGUGCCAUCUCAGAUUAUUACACCAUCUUCUCUGCAAAGCUUGCUGCUUUCUCCAAAGAAAGCUCCCAAGAGCUCAAGCUUCAAGAUUUUCAAGAACCCAAGAUUUUAUUUUUCUUUGAUUUUCUUGUUUGGGUUUCUUGGGAUGCUCAAGAUGUGGUACAAUAUUGACCCUUUUGUCCCUUUUUCACCAAACCCUUGUUCUUCUGCUUCUCACCAAGAAUCUUCAGUUUUGUCAAACGGGGUUUUGGGUUUUCAGCCUCAAUCAGCAGUUGUGGCAAAUGGGGUCUUGAAAUCUGAGCUUAAGAAUGGUGGGCUUGAGGCAAAAAUGGAGAAAAGUGAAGAAAAGAUUGAGUUUUGGAAACAACCUGAUGGGUUGGGGUAUAGGCCUUGUUUGGAUUUCAGUAGGGAAUAUGAGAAAGAAAGUGUGGGGAUCAUGAAGGAUAGGAGUAAGUACUUGGUGGUAGUUGUUUCUGGUGGUAUGAAUCAACAGAGGAAUCAGAUUGUUGAUGCUGUAGUCAUUGCUAGGAUUCUUGGAGCUGCUUUGGUAGUUCCUAUCUUGCAAGUCAAUGUCAUUUGGGGGGAUGAAAGUGAGUUUUCUGAUAUCUUUGAUGUGGAGCACUUCAAGAGUGUGUUGGCUAAUGAUGUAAGAAUAAUUUCAUCGUUGCCAUCUACUCAUGUGAUGUCGAGGCCAGUUGAGGAAAAACACACUCCUCUUCAUGUAUCACCGCAAUGGAUCCGUGCACGUUAUCUCAGAAGGAUGAGACGGGAAGGUGUUCUCCUUUUACGCGGUUUAGAUUCAAGGCUAUCUAAGGAUCUCCCUUCUGAUCUUCAAAAGCUUCGGUGCAAGGUUGCUUUUCAUGCCCUGAAAUUUGCUCCACCAAUCUUGGAUCUCGGUAAUAAACUUACUGAGAGGAUACAGAGCAAAGGGCCAUAUCUUGCACUUCAUUUGCGUAUGGAAAAGGAUGUAUGGGUCAGGACAGGCUGCCUUCCUGGUUUAAGCCAAGAAUAUGAUGAGGUGAUAAGCAAUGAGAGAAAGCUAAGACCGGAGCUAUUAACAUCAAGAUCGAACAUGACUUACCAUGACAGAAAGCUUGCUGGUCUCUGCCCCUUGAAUGCCUUGGAUGUCACUCGGUUGCUCAAAGCUCUGGGUGCACCAAAAAAUGUGAGGAUCUUUUGGGCUGGAGGCACACCAUUUGGUGGGAAAGAAGCACUUCUACCAUUGACUAAAGAGUUUCCUCAUUUUUACAACAAAAAUGACCUUGCAUUGCCUGGGGAGCUCGAGCCUUUUGCAAAUAAAGCCUCUAUUUUGGCUGCCAUUGAUUACAUGGUUUCUGAGAAUAGUGAUGUUUUCAUGCCUUCCCAUGGUGGCAAUAUGGGCCAUGCAAUCCAGGGACACAGAGCCUAUGCAGGUCACAAGAAGACCAUCAUACCAAACAAAAGACAGAUGGUUCCUUACUUUCUAAAUUCGUCGCUCCCUGAAGCAGAGUUCAAUAGGAUCAUAAUGGACUUGCAUCGGGAUUCUUUGGGUCAGCCAGAGCUCAGAACCAGCAAAGCAGGAAGGGAUGUCACAAAAUAUCCCAUCCCAGAGUGUAUGCGAAAUGAUUCUAGUAGAUAUACAAGCUUGUGAUAGUCCUUGAAAAAUGCAUUAAGACAUCAUUAUCGACAAAUUAUCACCGAGGAACUAACAGGCAACUCAACUAACAGUAGCCUGUUAGAGAACCCAAACAUGUCUGAAACUCAGCAGUAUGGUUUCUUGAAAUCCAUUUUUCAGCACAACAAUUUUGAAGGUAAGUAUCCAAAGUGCUUGUCUGCUGGUGGCAUUUUCCAUUGCUUCAAGAACGCUUUCUUUAUGGUGGUCGGACAUGGAGCUAAAGGGCAGAGAAAGAAGGGGGAGGGGGAUCAUUACUAUUAUUAUCAAAAUUAUUCAUUUUUUUAAAAAUCUGAUAACAUAAUAUGAUAUAUACUUAUUCAAUUCAUUUUUUGUAGGUUACCAUGUUGCUAUGUACUAUUGUACUGUGUAAAAUGUAUAUAUAAAUAAAGGGUUUACUUCCAUCAA
Daucus carota subsp. sativus is the source of this 2296-nucleotide messenger RNA. Its product is annotated as O-fucosyltransferase 20. Gene Ontology annotation, cellular component: cytoplasm. The record is from RefSeq and is a predicted model, not a curated record. NCBI's taxonomy places the organism in Eukaryota, Viridiplantae, Streptophyta, Magnoliopsida, Apiales, Apiaceae. Bases 176 to 1867 code for a protein of 563 amino acids. The transcript has 6 exons.